UUCAAGAGAAGAUGGCUGAAAAUGAAAUUGAGGAAAUGUUAAAUCACCUAAGAAGGAUCAAGAGUGGAGGUAAUCUGGAUAGCACCAAGAUUGAUCAAAUUAAGGGACUUGAAAUGAUGCUAAGAAUUUUGAGAACCUUUAUAAAGUAUCAUCAUGUUCUUUUUCGUGAGUCCUUAGUCAAACACACAAAGAAUGCCAAAUCGACUAUGGCAGUGCUUCACCGGGUAUUGGAUGGGAUUCCAGAUGAAUGUAAAACUAACCUUAAUCUAGAAAGGCUAGAAUCACAUUUGUUGGAAUUCUUGGAACGUAAUACCAUUUUAAGUUACAAUUAUGAGUUGAAUGAUUUUGAUAUGUUAGAAUGUAUGGAUUACGCCGGAAAGAAUCUAAAUGAUGUACUGUUGUUCGGCCUGGAAAGGGCUAGGUCUGACCCUCCUGAAGAAAACCAUGAAAUACACAGAUUUUUAAAGGAACUGAAAGUUGUUCAAAAGAAACUGAGAUUUUUGACAUAUUUAUAUGCUACAGAGAUAAAUGGUUACGUCAACCAUGAGAAGCUGGAAUGUUUGGAGACUCGAAUUCAGUUCAUGGCUAACAAUGUGGGACAUUUGUGUCUUGCUUUGUCUAAUCUUGUAAAUGAUAUAGAUGAGGAUGAGGAUGUGGAUGAGUAUGAGGAUCUCUUGAAUACACCUCCUUAUCUAUUAUUCUUGAUUGUGUUAGUGGAGCUGGAAAUGAAGAAGAUUUUUCUUAGUGAACUAAAGGCUUCAAAGUUUACUAAUUCAAGAACUUUCAAAGACAAGAAAUUACCAAAAGGAUUUUCUCAUCAUCUCCACAAAUUGUUAAUAUAUCUCAGAAAAGAAAAGCUCGAAAACUUUCCUGAUGAUGUCUCUGCUCAAAAUAUUGAUGUGGCAAUAGAGUUCUUGUUGGUGUUCCUUGAUGCUGAUGUGUCAAAUCAUGUUAUUAAUGGUAACGGGUUGAAUGAGGUUAUGGAAAAAGUUGGAGUUAUAGCAGGUUAUGCUCUAUAUGUCAUAGAAAAGCUUCUUCCUAGCUCUAUAAACAAAGAUGACACUAGCAAAAUAAGUCGUUGCUCGAUACAGAUAUUGGAGAAAACUGAAGAUCUGAAGGCACAAGUGGAAACUUACUACAAAUCCUUAACGUUUACUCCAUCUCAGCUUCCUACUGUUGGUGGAUGGACCUUUCUGGAUUCUAUUAUACGGAAACUGAAUGAGAUGUCGAAAUGUAAAUUUAGUUUAGAUUUCCUGAUGAAAUCUCUUUUGGGGAAUUUGGAGAAAGAGCUAUCAACUCUUACAUCCAUUUUAGAGAAGGAUCUGUCAUCUUUAUCAUCCAUUUUCAGAGAUGUUGUCGAGGUGCACCAUGAACAUGAAAUUCUUCAAGAUCUUCACAGGCGUACUAUCAAUUUGGCACAUGAAGCUGAAGUUGCCAUUGACUCUAUUCUUGCUCACAACAAUCUGUUUUGGCAUAUUUUUUGCUCACUUCCUACAAUCUUAAAAGAGAUCAAGCAAAUUAAUGUGCAGGUGACUGAGAUGUGGUCAGCAGACGUUGCUCUCAAGCCUUGCUAUGUGGUAGCACCAUUUAAACACCUGCCAAUUCGACAUAGCAAUCCAGUGACUGAUGAGGAGAUAGUGGGUUUUGGGAAUGACACAGAAAAAAUGAUUCAGUAUCUGAUUAGAGGUAAAAAUGAGCUAGACGUCAUCCCAAUUGUAGGCAUGGGGGGACAAGGGAAAACGACAAUUGCUAGAAAGGUGUACAAUAGUGACAACAUUGUUUCUCAUUUUGAUGUUCGAGCAUGGUGCAUCGUUUCCCAAACAUAUAACCGGAGAAAGCUAUUACAAGAGAUUUUGAGUCAAGUUACCGGUUCCAUGGACGAGGGAGACAAGGAUGACAUUCUUGCUGAUGAGUUGAGGAAAAGCUUAAUGGGCAAGAGAUAUCUCAUUGUAUUGGAUGAUAUGUGGGAUUGUAUGGCAUGGGAUGACUUAAGGCUUUCCUUUCCAGAUUUUGGAAUUAGAAGCAGAAUAGUAGUAACAACUCGACUUCAGAAAGUGGGUGAACAAGUCAAGUACCAUACUGAUCCUUAUUCUCUUCCAUUCCUCACAAAAGAAGAGAGUUGUGAAUUGUUGCAGAAAAAAGUGUUUCAAAAGGAAUAUUUCCCGCCUGAACUACAAGACGUGAGUCAAGCAGUUGCAGAAAAAUGCAAAGGACUGCCCUUAGUGGUUGUCUUGGUAGCUGGAAUAAUCAAAAAAAAGGAAAAUGGAAGAAUCUUGGUGGAAUGAGGUGAAAGAUUCUUUAUUUGACCAUCUUGAUUGUGA
Molecule: messenger RNA, 2321 nt
Organism: Solanum stenotomum
Lineage: Eukaryota; Viridiplantae; Streptophyta; Magnoliopsida; Solanales; Solanaceae
Product: putative late blight resistance protein homolog R1B-16
Exons: 4
Coding region: 12-2285 (757 amino acids)
Biological process (GO): defense response to other organism
Molecular function (GO): ADP binding
Source: RefSeq, a predicted model, not a curated record